Messenger RNA from Homarus americanus (American lobster), 1702 nucleotides. Its product is annotated as tetratricopeptide repeat protein 39C-like. The record is from RefSeq and is a predicted model, not a curated record. Lineage: Eukaryota; Metazoa; Arthropoda; Malacostraca; Decapoda; Nephropidae. Gene Ontology annotation, molecular function: protein binding. Gene Ontology annotation, biological process: cilium assembly.
GUUUAGUGAUGGGUUGAUCUUUGGAAGAGGGAGGUACAAGAUGUGUUCUGCAGGAGGAAACAGCAACACUAGUGGGGGAGGAGACAAGGGAGAUGGAAGAGGUGCAGAAGCAGAGAGUGGGAGUGGACAGAGUCUGGGACCAGAGGAGUACACCAGACUGGCCCGUGAUGGUAUUCAACUGAUGCUCAACAACAGAUUCACCGAGGCAGAAGAACUCUUCCGUCACCACACACAAGAUAAUCUCCACAUGGCAAUGGGCCACUGUUACCUCACCUUUAUGAAUGCAGUCAUGUCUUUUGAGGAGGAGAAGGUGACAUACAGCAUGGAAACACUACGGAGCAUGGAGAGGAGGUGUGGCGGAGGAGAAAAUGGAUGGUUCUCCUCUGUUAAGAGCAUUGUCAUGGGGUCAAGGAAUGGCCAAGAACAGGGAGAGGAACCAGGCUCACAGCUGGAGCAGCAGGUGAUUCUAGCUGACUGUCAGGUACUUCUGGCCAUCCUCACAUUCCUCCAACAAGAGAUUGGUUCAUACGUCAAAGGAGGUUGGGUGUUACGCAAAGCAUGGAAGGUCUAUGAGCAUGCUUACACCAAGGUCAAGAGAUUGUAUAAGCAAACAUUUGGUGAAGCCCAAGAUGUGCCUCCUAGCAGUCCAACAGAGGAAUACCAUAGUUCUUUGCACACAAACACAGAUGAUCUAAAGAGUCCUGGGUCCUGGUCAGUUGGUCCCACUGGAGUGCCAGGCCCAGCUGAAGACUCUUCAGAGUCAAGUCAUCACUCCGCCCCAUCAUCAUCCUCGACCUCGACCCUGGGCCUUCGUAUUCCUCUUUCCAAGUCUGUACCCAACCUGAAGGGGUUCCUCUACUCAAACAAUAAACAUCAACCCAAGAGUCGGCCUUUACCUCCUGAUAUGGUGUCUCGACUGAUGGCGUCUGUAAGUUUUGGAUAUGGCUUGUUCCAGCUUUGUAUGUCUCUCCUACCUCCAUCUCUGUUGCGGCUUGUUCACGUACUUGGAUUACAGGGUGACAGAUUGGCUGGACUCUCUGCCCUUAUGUUUACACGCAAGUCACAUGACAUGAGAGCUCCCUUAGCUACGUUGACCUUACUCUGGUAUCACACCAUCGUCCGCCCGUUCUUUGCUCUAGAUGGUAGCAAGGUGCGGGCAGGGGUUGAGGCAGCUCAUCUCCUUUUGCAAGAGGCCCAGCAGAAUUAUGCACAGUCUGCCCUAUUUCUCUUCUUUCGGGGUAGAGUUCACCGACUUCAGGGUGACAUUGGUGGAGCCCUGAUGUCAUACCGUGGUGCUCUGCAGGUUUCACCCCAGAGGGAACUGCAGCUGCUGGCUCUGCAUGAGGUUGCAUGGUGCCACCUGCUGCAGCUGAACUGGAGUCAUGCCCAAGGUGCCUUUGCUAACCUCAAAAAGGAGUCCAGGUGGUCCAAGAGCUUCUAUGCCUAUUUAUCUGCUGUGUGUUUAGGGGCAUCUGGCAGACUAGAAGAUUGUGCAAAAGGGAUGAAUGAAGUCCCGACUCUCGUCCGCCGAUCCAGUCAUGCUCUGGAGGCAUUCUUGAUGCGACGAGCACUCAGGUCCAAGGGUGAUACUUUAACCAAGAACUAUUGUCUCCUACGUGCCUAUGAGCUCCUCUACAUGUGGAACGCUCUCUCAUCGUGUUCUUUACAACAUCGACUGCAAAUGGUUGAAGAAUUACAGUAA